AUGAAUGCGCUCGCACCCGCUGCUGGCCCGGUCCAGCGCGCCGCCACCGCCAGCUUCGUCCGCGUCGCCCGGCACCAUGCCUACCGGCGCCAGGCAUGGCGCGCCCAUGUGCGCUGGCUGGCCGACGUCGCCAACGAGACGAACCUGAAGCGACGAGCCACCCUUGCCCUCCCAUCACAGUCGCGAUUCAACGAGAUCGGCGUGCAGCAGCUGAGCUCGCACGUCUUCAACCAAAUAUUCCCCGAUGGGUGCAAGCCUCCCCCCGAGGAGCUUGUCCAGCUCUCGCGCGACCACCUGCGCCGGCAUGAUCUGCUCGGCAAGAACACCGACAACUCCGCGCCCAUCGCCUUCGACCUGCCCCAGCUGCACGGGCGCACUCUCGAUGAGCACUUCUUCAAGCUCGGAUCCGAUUGCGCCGAGCCAUACCUGAGCUACGCGAAACAAUUCGUUCGCUCCAGCGUUCCUCCAAAGCCCAGAAAAUGGGUGCGGCAGAGCGGCUGGACCAAGUACUAUCCCGACGGUCGAACAGAGCAAGUCGAUGCGCCGGACGAAGAGAUGCUGUGCUUUGACACAGAGGCGCUAUGGAAAGAGAGCCCCUUCUCCGUCAUGGCAUGCGCUGCGAGCCCAACUGCUUGGUAUGCCUGGCUGUCGCCCUGGCUCCUGGGCGAGACGAAAAACGACCGGCAACUCAUUCCCCUCGGUGACCCGACAAAGGCGCGGAUAAUUGUUGGGCACAAUGUCGGCUACGACCGCGCGAGAGUGCGCGAGGAGUACGACAUCAAGCAAUCGCGGAACGCCUUCAUCGAUACCAUGUCUCUUCAUGUUGCUGUCAACGGCAUGUGUUCGCAACAACGCCCAACAUGGAUGAAGCACAAGAAGAACCGCGAACUGCGUGAGAGAGUUGCGACGCAAACUCCCGACAAUGAACUUGCGGAGCUCCUCAGCAACCGGAGCAUGCAGGAAGAGGAGGAGCUGUGGGUGGAGAGGAGCUCCGUCAACUCCCUGCGUGACGUUGCCAAGUUCCACCUCAAUGUGGCCAUCGACAAGGCCAUGCGCGACGACUUUGGCGAGCUGGACCGCGAAGGUGUGGUGGCCAAGCUCGACAUGCUCCUCGACUACUGCGCCGCAGACGUAUCUAUCACGCACCGCGUGUAUCAGAUCGUCUUUCCCAACUUCCUCGACGUUUGUCCUCACCCGGUCAGUUUCGCUGCCCUGCGACAUCUCGCCUCUGUCAUCCUGCCCGUCAACAAAACCUGGGACGCAUACAUUGCCAACGCGGAGGCGACGUACCACAAGCUCUCUGAUGCCGUUCAGGAGAGACUCGUUGGCCUCGCCGACAAGGCCCUCGAGAUCAAGGACGACCCGGAAAAGUGGCAAAACGACCCCUGGAUGAUGCAGCUCGACUGGUCUGGCCAGGAGAUCCGUAUGGUCAAGGGAAAGCGCAAAAAUGAUCCUCCCAGACCUGCCGCACGACAAAAGAAGCCUGGCAUGCCGCAGUGGUAUAAGGACCUCUUUGCGAAAAACGACGCUCCCAUCAAUAUCACGGUGCGAACCCGCAUCGCCCCUUUACUGCUAAAAAUGUCCUGGGAUGGCUACCCGCUGUUUUGGUCAGACAAAUACGGCUGGGUAUUUAGGGUUCCCAAAGGUGAAUGCGACAAGUACACUGGGAAGCAGAUGCUUGAGUGCGUCUUCGACGAUACGGAGGCGGCUCUUCGAGAUGACAGACGGCACGCCUACUUCAAGCUCCCUCACAAAGACGGGCCGACUGCUCGUUGCGUGAACCCGAUGGCCAAGGGUUAUCUGAGCUACUUUGAAAACGGCACCCUCUCGUCCGAGUACUCCUACGCCAAGGAGGCGCUCGAGAUGAAUGCGUCAUGCUCGUACUGGAUCAGCGCACGAGAUCGCAUCAUGUCACAAAUGGUCGUUUACGAAGAUGAACUGACCCAGGCUGCGGGCAAGAAGCGACGGGGCAAACGGUCUCCGGAGGACACGCACGGUUUCAUCUUGCCCCAGGUCAUUCCAAUGGGCACCAUCACGAGAAGAGCCGUGGAAAACACGUGGCUCACCGCGAGCAACGCCAAGAAGAACCGAGUGGGAUCCGAGCUGAAAGCCAUGGUCAAGGCUCCUGACGGCUACUGCUUCGUCGGUGCGGAUGUCGAUUCCCAAGAGCUGUGGAUUGCCAGUCUGGUUGGCGAUGCGACGUUCAAGAUCCACGGUGGUAACGCCGUGGGGUUCAUGACGCUCGAGGGAAACAAGGCCGCAGGCACAGAUCUCCACUCGCGGACAGCGUCGAUCUUGGGCAUAUCAAGAAACGACGCAAAGGUCUUCAACUAUGGCCGCAUCUACGGCGCCGGUCUUAAGUUUGCAGCUACGCUGCUGCGACAGUUCAACCCCGGCCUGUCUGAGAAGGAGACGAUGGAGGUCGCUUCGAAGUUGUAUGCCAACACCAAGGGCACCAAAACGAACAGAAAGACCAUCUACAAGCGGCCAUUCUGGCGCGGCGGCACCGAGUCGUUUGUAUUCAACAAGCUUGAGGAGUUUGCCGAGCAGGAACGGCCUAGGACGCCGGUGCUGGGUGCUGGUAUCACCGAGGCGCUAAUGGGCCGGUUCAUUGGCAAGGGCGGCUACCUGACGUCGCGAAUCAACUGGGCCAUUCAGUCGUCGGGCGUCGACUAUCUACAUCUCCUGAUCGUAUCGAUGGACUUUCUCGUCCGACGCUACAACAUCGAUGCAAGACUGGCCAUCACGGUGCAUGACGAGAUCCGCUACCUAGUGAAGGACGAGGACAGGUAUCGGGCCGCCCUGGCUCUGCAAGUCGCCAACGUGUGGACGCGAGCCAUGUUUGCGCAGCAGGCCGGCAUCAACGAUCUGCCGCAGUCGUGCGCGUACUUUUCCGCGGUGGAUAUCGAUCACGUCCUGCGCAAGGAAGUCGACAUGGAGUGCAUCACGCCCAGCCACCCGACGCCCAUCCUGCCCGGCGAGAGCCUCGACAUCAACGCUCUCCUCGAGAAGGGCGAAGAAGCGCUGCUCGACCCUGCCGUCGUCCCAGACGCGAAGCAUGCGCCAAACUUGGACGGCAUCGAGUACAAGCAGCGCGUACCCGUGAUGCAGGCGAUCGAAGACGAGUCCGGGACCAGCCUGCCGUUCAUCCGAGCGCAGGUCGCGAGCGACGACAGCGAGAUCCGGGACAUCAUCAAGGAGAUCAAGAAAGCGGAAGACGCGGCGGCGCCCAAGGACAAACCCAUGAGCAAAAGGUCGUUGCGAAACGUCUUGCCGUACCAGGCGCACCCGCAGCUGGUGCCCAUGGAGGAGCCCCUGUCGGUGGCCGAGGCGCUGGGCGCCAGGCAUAGAAACGGCCAGGGCGGCAAGAGCGGGUGGUCCUCCUGGACGAGAAAUUCUACAAAGGGCUCGCGGCCGACGUGGAGGAUCUGA
Molecule: messenger RNA, 3432 nt
Organism: Purpureocillium lilacinum
Lineage: Eukaryota; Fungi; Ascomycota; Sordariomycetes; Hypocreales; Ophiocordycipitaceae
Product: DNA-directed DNA polymerase gamma mip1
Biological process (GO): mitochondrial DNA replication
Cellular component (GO): mitochondrion; gamma DNA polymerase complex
Molecular function (GO): DNA-directed DNA polymerase activity; 3'-5' exonuclease activity; DNA binding
Source: RefSeq, a predicted model, not a curated record